Messenger RNA from Coffea eugenioides, 2226 nucleotides. Its product is annotated as putative late blight resistance protein homolog R1A-10. The record is from RefSeq and is a predicted model, not a curated record. The coding region runs from base 1 to 2226 and encodes 741 amino acids. Lineage: Eukaryota; Viridiplantae; Streptophyta; Magnoliopsida; Gentianales; Rubiaceae. Gene Ontology annotation, molecular function: ADP binding. The transcript has a single exon. Gene Ontology annotation, biological process: defense response to other organism.
AUGAUCCAAAAAGAUCUUGUAUUUUUAAGAUCUUUCCUAGAAAAUAUCAAGGAGCAGCGCUAUCAGAAUGGAAAACUUCAAGCUUUCUGGAGUCAUGUUAUGGAGGCUGCUUACAAGGCAGAGUUACUGAUUGACUUGGCACUUGUUGGUGAUAAAUGUGAAGAUUCUUUGGAUGCUGUUUCUAGAGAUAUCAAUCUUUUGAAGAUUGGUGCCCCUGAGAUCCAUAAUGGUCAAACCCAAAGAGUUAACAAGACUUCCCUUCACAUACCAUCACAACUUGCUGCCGCCAUGCACGACGAAGAUCUGGUAGGUCUUGACGACGAGGUGGAAACUAUUACUCAUCGGCUUACGAGAGGAUCAAAGCAAUUGAAUGUUGUUCCCAUUGUGGGUAUGUCUGGCCUUGGGAAGACCACAUUAGCCAAUAAAGUUUAUACUGCUCCUUCAGUUAGGUCACAUUUCCAUGUUCGUGGUUGGUGUCGUGUUUCUCAAACAUAUAGCAUACGCAGUAUGUUAGUUGAGCUUUUGUGUAGUAGUUCUUCUGAGAGUUCUAAUGGAUAUCUAAAGAUGGAUGAAAAUGAUUUGGUCAUGAAGCUAAGGCAGGUUUUGUUGAGAAGUAGGUAUCUCCUUGUUUUGGAUGACUUGUGGGACGUUGAGGCAUGGAAUUUGUUGGAAAAAUCACUGCCGAAUGAUGCCAAUGGAAGCAGGAUUCUCUUCACCAGUAGAUACCAGGAUUUAUCUUUGCAUUUUGAACCUAAUAGCGAGCCUCACCAUCUCCGCCAUCUUACUGACGAAGAGAGUUGGAAAUUGCUGCAGAGAAAGCUAUUUGGCACGGAAGAUUGUCCUGCAACACUAAGUGAAGUUGGAUCUCAAAUAGCAAAACUUUGUCAGGGCUUACCCCUCGCAGUUGUUCUUGUUGCUGGAAUUCUUGCUACUACUGCACAAGAUAGUUGGGAAGAAGUUGCAAAAAGUCUAAGUUCUAUUGUCCUUGAGGAUGAAUACUGCAAGAAGACACUUGAGCUGAGUUAUAGUCAUUUACCAAAUUAUUUGAAGUCAUGCCUUCUGUACUUUGCUGCAUUUCAAGAAGAUGAGGUUAUUAAUGUGCAAAGGUUGUUAUGGCUUUGGAUUGCUGAAAGAUUCGUUCAACAGGCUGGAGGAAAGAGCUUAGAGGAAGCAGCUUAUGACUACUUGAUGGCUCUAAUUAAUAGAAGUUUAGUUAUGGUUAUCAGACAGACAAUUGUGGGUGGUGCCAAAGCCUGCCUACUUCACGAUUUGGUAUACGAGUUUUGUGUGGAAAAAGCCAAAGAAGAAAGUUUUCUUUACGUUAUUCAUAAUUGGAAAGCCCCUCUUAGUCUUACUGGGCCAAGCAACCCCUACCGAGUUUGUGUUCCCAAUACCAGAGAAUCGAAGAUUUGGGAGUUAAUGCUUAUUUUUCCCAAUUUACGCUCUUUGAUCUUGUUUGGAGAAGAUGAUUUUAAACAUGAAGAGGAGGAUUUGGGUAUUUUGUUACCUAAACUUCUCAGAGUGUUGGAUUUUGGGAAUUCGGACUUUCGUUAUUCUUUUCCAAGGGAAGUAGUAUUGCUUGUUCACUUGAGAUACCUGGCACUCACAGGAAUAACAUACAUCCCAUCUGCGAUAGCCAAUCUCUCAAGGUUAGAAACUCUUAUUGUAGAAGAUGCGAAUUUUGAUAUUGAGCUGCCAAGUACCAUUUGGAACAUUAAGACAUUGAGUCAUCUACGUGCUUUAACUUAUCCUGGAGUAGCCCCAGAUGGUUUUACUUUUCCAGUCGGAAGUCUUGAAGUAUCCCCAAAUUUAGAUCAUUUAGACACUUUAGACCUUGCCAUUGAUCCCUCCCCUCAAAUCUUGCAAAAGAUACCGAGAAAGUUACCAAGCAUUCGCAGGCUAAAAUGUAGGCAAAGCUACGGAUCAAGAGAAGCUACCAGAAAUUGCAACGAGAUUCUUGAAUUUGAUGGUUUGAGUCAACUGGAAUCACUUCAUUUGUUUGGUUUUCGUGGAUGUGGAUUUAAAUUCCCAUUGAAUUUGAAAAAGUUGGCUCUCUCAUAUAAUGGUCAGCCAUGGAGUGAAAUUUCAACAAUUGGAAAGUUGCCCAAUCUUGAAGUGCUUAAAUUACUUGAUCGCUGCUUUGUUGGGGAAGAAUGGGUAAUGAAAGAGGGGGAGUUCCCUAAACUCCGAGUCUUAAAAUUGUCAAGGUUGAAAUUUCGCAACUAG